Molecule: messenger RNA, 2776 nt
Organism: Mercenaria mercenaria
Lineage: Eukaryota; Metazoa; Mollusca; Bivalvia; Venerida; Veneridae
Product: 5-hydroxytryptamine receptor 4-like
Exons: 1
Coding region: 1027-2010 (327 amino acids)
Biological process (GO): G protein-coupled receptor signaling pathway, coupled to cyclic nucleotide second messenger; chemical synaptic transmission
Cellular component (GO): dendrite; membrane
Molecular function (GO): G protein-coupled serotonin receptor activity; neurotransmitter receptor activity
Source: RefSeq, a predicted model, not a curated record
AUAUUUUUAUAACUGCAAGGAAUAGCUACAACGUUUCAAUUACAGAUUUGUAACGAAGCCAAACAUUUCCUUUGUUGAAGAUUGUUUCCAUCUAUGUUAAUUGGAUAUAUUCUACAUAACAUACUGACAUAAUCUCUUCAUCACUAAAAAUUAUUUAAUUGUGGAAAUAUCUUCAUAACAUUAAUGAAUACGAGCUAUGCUAAAACAUCAAGACUGGAAAUAAACGUUUUCUGUUUGUUUACUGAUGUAUAUAGAAAUUGAUUCACUAUUUGGAAAAGGAAAAAAGUGCAAAAGCUAAAUAAAAUAGAUAAAGUUUGAUUGGAACAGUUACAGUUACCAACCCAUUUUGCAUGGCGAAACAGUUCUGCAAAUGAUGCUAAAUCGAACAUGAAAAUAGUGAAACAGAAAAAAUAAAACUGUGUUUAAUUUUAGAAGUAGAACUUGUUCAAAGAAUUAACACGAAAAAUGUAAAAGAAAUACAUCAAUGAAUAGAAUGUAAGAAACAAGCACAUCAUAGACACGUUAAACAUUUGGAUUAGAUCGUAACUUCAAGCUAACAUCACUGCAUCAUUAACAUGUAUUGUGGUAUUUGUAUUGAGCGCCUAUUUACCUGGCAAUUUCAAUUGGAUGUAGCCAACAGACAAUAGAUAACGAUAGAGUUAGCAAAUAUUUUGUCUUCGUCCCGAAUUAUUUCAUAAAUUGCUUUUAACUGUGAACAAACAGAGAAUGUCAUAUAUGCUGAUAUUAUCAGGGCAAUAUAUGAUUAUUAUCUGGAUAUAAUAUCAUGUUCAGAAAUAGAUUAUAUAAAACAGAUACUUUAGGACGGCUGCUUAUUCAAGACUGACACGGAAACGUUGUGUUUAGAAAACAUAUCAUAUAUGAAGGGAGAAUAGAACGAUGUUCACCAUAGUUCCAGACUGCCGGAAAAGAAGUGUGAAUAUAAAAAAUUCCAGGGAUGUUUUAUCACUGAACUGAAACUGAAUCGUGCAAAUUGUUGCGCAAAUCUAGAAACAGGCGGAAAAUAGCAUGGAUAACGUUUCUACGUACAUCAUUGUUAGCAAUACCAUAACAUCAAAUAAUUCCUGUUCUAAGGAUGAAACAGCAAAAAUAGAAAAAGUUCCCAAAUUAGUGAUGUUCUCAGUUUUUGUUGUUUUGUCUGUCGGAGUAGUAUGUUUAAAUGUUAUUCUAAUUGCAAAAUUAAACAGAAGACAUAAAUACAAGGUGUUCACACGAUUUUUCCUGACAUCUAUGGCAGCAGUGGAUUUAAUUGUUGGACUUACAGUAAUGCCAUUCAAUAUAGCAAACGAAUUUACUGACGUGAAGCAUUUGUUUGGAUCUAGAACGUGUUCUUUGAUGAACAGUGCUGAUGUCAUGUUGACAUCGUCCUCAAUUAUUCACUUGUCUAUUUUAACAUUUGAAAGAUAUGUUGCACUGUGUAAACCAUUUUCUUAUCUUAGGAUUUGCAGGAGACGAAAUAUGAUUUUUCUAUUUCUUAUGUGCUGGCUAGUCGUAACAACAGUUUCAUUUGGCUUUAUCAUGCCUGGUCUCCAUCAUUAUGGUAUUGAGGAACAAAUUGUUCGAUGCACUGUUUAUCUUGCAGAUAAAUGUAUAUUCAUAGUAAAUGUAUACUAUGAUAUGCUCUGUUCUACACUAACAUUUUUCAUUCCUGGGUUUCUCAUUCUAUGCUUCAAUUUAAAAGUGUUAAAACAUGUUCGACACGAAAGUACUAAAAAAAAAUGUGUGUUAAACGUUGCAAGUCCUCAUUCCAGAAAAAGCGGAUAUAACUCACAGAACAUUCAUAUUGCAAGGACAAUUGCUGUUCUGACAGGAUGUUUCUUCAUUUGCUGGUUGCCUUUCUUUGUCGUUUGUAAACUUGUCAUUUUUAGCUAUUAUAACAUUCCAUAUAUUGUAGAAAUUGUGGUAUUGUGGCUAGGAUAUGGAAAUUCAGCGAUGAAUCCAUUAAUGUAUAUCCUUCUAGAAAGCAAACAAUCCUGCAUAGGCAAAAGAUAAAUAGACAUGUUGUUAUCUGAAUUUGAAUAUUGCUUCCUAAUUUGAUAUGUAUCAUUGUUUUCAUUAUAUACAGUAAUGCAAAAACAUUAGCCAUGUUUGAUUAAACGUUUAAGAUCAAUGACGGAAAUAUAACCUCAAUAUAUUGACGUUGUUUAUGUAUUUAACUGAUUUAUUUAUUCUGAACCUUAUUUAUGUCUUCAUUGUCCGUAUUCAACUAGAUAUUAAUGUUCUAUGAGCUGUCCAUUCUCUUUGAAUUCAAUUUGGUAAAAUUUCAAUUCUGUCUUGCAUUUUUGUAAUAUUGACAUUUUAAAUUGUCUUUUUGACACAUUAAUUAGUGCAAUAUGUGUAUUUGUCGAGAACAAAUACAAUGUUAGUUUGAAAGUAGUAAAAACUCCACAAAGCAACAAAUUAGCAGUACUGUUGCUUACUGCUUUUGUUAUUCAUUAGUGAUAUUUUAUAUCUAAUUCUGCUUAUAAAAGAUUUAUAAAUAUUUCAUCCCGAUCGUAAACACAGUAAUAUCAAUUACAAAGAGGGUCUUACACGAUGUAUUGUCGGUAUAUCAACGAAAUGAAUUAGUAAUAAAAUGCUAGGCUUUGUCGAAUAUUUCAUUUUUUAGAUUUGUUUUAUCACAGGUUAACCUCUUUCUGGUGAACACACUACGAUUGGAUAAUAUAUUUAUACCUGCUAAGUAAUUAUUUUAUGUUACACAAAAAUGGCUAAUCUUACUUGUUUUAUUUUCUUCUCAUUACUGGCCAUGCAUUUUGUA